Messenger RNA from Acanthosepion pharaonis, 672 nucleotides. Lineage: Eukaryota; Metazoa; Mollusca; Cephalopoda; Sepiida; Sepiidae. The record is from the annotation of a GenBank genome assembly.
AUGAGAUUAGAACCGUUUAUUCAUUUCUCUUUUUCUCUUUCUCUUUCUCUCUCUCUCUCUCCCUGUCUCUCUCUUUCUAUCACUCUCUUUCUCUCUGUCUCUUGCUUUGUCUUUCUCUGUUCUCCGUCUCUCUUUCUGUCCCAGUCUCUCUCUUUCUAUCUCUCUCUUUCUUUUCUCUUGCUUUCGCUUUCUCUCUUUCUCUGUCUCUGUCUUUCUCUUUCUCUCUGUCCCUGGCUCUCCCUUUCUAUCUCUCUCUUUCUCUUUCUCUGUCUCUUCAUCUGUCUUUCGCUUUCUCUAUCUUCCUGUCUGUCUCUUUCUCUCUCUCUCUCUCUCUCUCUCUCUCUCUAUCUAUCUAUCUCUUUCUCUGUUUGUCUCUUUCUCUCUGUCUCAUUCUGUCUGUCUCUCUUUCUCUCUCACUCUCUUUCUCUCUCUCUCUCUCUGUCUCGCUAUCUCAGUCUGUCUCUUUCUCUUUCUUUGUCUCUGUCUGUCUCUUUCCCUUUCUCUGUGUCUCCUUCUCUGUAUCUGUCUGUCUCUGUCUGUUUCUCUCUUAUUACUGAUUUUCUCUGUCUGUCUGUCUGUCUGUGUCUCUUUCUCUCUCUCUCUCUCUCUCUCUCAUCUAUCUAUCUAUCUAUCUAUCUAUCUAACUCUUUCUCUGUUUGUCUCUUUCUCUAG